AUUUCCGGAACCGCGAAACAGCAUCUGGGUUUAAGUUAAGACCAAAUUAUUGAUUUGCGCCAAGGAUUUUGUCCCCAAUCUGCACUUGAAGUUGAAGUUCGAAGUUGGAGGAGUUCUCUCGUGUUCAAGCAGGGUGCAAUUUCUAAUAUUGAGCAAAGGGAGCUCGCACUGCACAGCAGCAAUCAGGAAACGAGGUGGCACUCAGACGCCACUUGUUGCUUGUGAACGUCUCUUGCUAAAGGGUCAAGGGAAGAAGGCAAAAUGUCGGACUCUGAGAAUGAGGAGGAGAAGAAGGAGUUGGACUUGAGCUCCAAUGACGUGGUUACGAAGUACAAGCUGGCCGCCGAGAUUGCAAACAAGGCUCUUGCCUUGGUAAUUUCAGAGGCUAAGCCAGGCGUGAAGGUCUUUGACCUGUGUCAGAAAGGGGACGAAUUCAUCACAAAGCAGGUGUCGACUCUGUACACCAAGGCAAAAGUCAAGAUUGACAAGGGCGUUGCGUUUCCCACCUCGGUGUCUCUCAACAAUGUUGUUGGACACUACUCCGCCCUGGAAGGAGACACUCUGGAGCUGAAGGAGGGGGACGUUGUCAAAAUUGACUUGGGGGCUCACAUUGACGGCUUUGCCGCUGUGGUGGCGCACACACUUGUCCUGCAAGAGGGCCCUGUGACUGGAAAGACCGCUGAUGUCAUAGCCGCAGCAAACACUGCCGCAGAGGUGGCGCUGCGGUUGGUGAGGCCAGGGAAGAAGAACAUGAGCGUGACCGAGGCUUUCAAGAAGGUUGCGGAGGCGUACGAUGUCAAGAUGGUGGAGGGAGUGCUCAGUCACCAGAUGAAGCAGUUUGUGAUUGACGGGAACAAGGUGGUCAUCACAGUAGCGGGCCCGGAGGCGAAAGUGGAUGAGGCGGAGUUUGAGGAGAAUGAGGUGUAUGCAGUCGACGUAGUGGUCAGCAGCGGAGAGGGGAAGCCCCGGAUCCUGGACGAGAAGCAGACGUCUGUCUACAAAAGGGCGCUCGACAAGGAGUACAAGCUGAAGCUGAAGGCAUCUCGGGCUACCCUUAGCGAAAUCAACCAACGGUUCCCUGUUAUGCCCUUCACAAUAAGGGAGUUGAAGGACAAGCAAGCGAAGCUAGGGGUCAAGGACUGCGUCACGCACGAACUGCUGACGCCAUACCCUGUUCUGCACGAAAAGCAAGGCGACAUUGUUGCGCACUUCAAGUUCACGGUGCUGCUGAUGCCCAACGGUUCGGACCGGAUCACGGGGCAUCCAGUCCAGGAGCUGAAGCCGGACAAGGAGGUGGACGACCCCGAGAUCAAGGCCUGGCUGGCGCUCGGAACCAAGUCGAAGAAGAAGGGGGGCGGCGCAAAGAAGAAAGCCAAGAAGGCAGGCGAAGGAUCCUCGAAGGAAGCCGAAAGCAAAGAGGGGGGCAAGGACGAGGAGCUGCCCGAUGCGGCCGAAUAGUGAGGGGACGUACACUUUAGACAAAUCCGGUCAGGAUACGAGGGCGGCUAUGGGAGACGCUUUCUCAGUCCUGGUUCAAUCUGUCAGUAGUACAAGUGUUCGUUUCCACUUUGACUAACCUGAGAAGGAAGAACACAGCAUUUUUGUACCUUGUGUAUGCCGGAAGUGGGAAGCCUUUGAGUCGCUUCUGCACGUGAUGUUAUGUAGACGGGCGAAUGGAUGGCGCGCACCUUCCUGAAGGUAUCAACAGAUUGAAAAGGUGGCAGUAUGUGCGACAUGGGUUCAAAGCUCCACAGAGCUUGGCUCUGCUCAGAGUCUCUGUCUUGAUCUUGGUAAUUCUGCAGCACAUUUUCGCAUACGGCGACAGGUG
This is a messenger RNA of Klebsormidium nitens, 1828 nucleotides long. The record is from the annotation of a GenBank genome assembly. NCBI's taxonomy places the organism in Eukaryota, Viridiplantae, Streptophyta, Klebsormidiophyceae, Klebsormidiales, Klebsormidiaceae.